AUGGCCAAUCCAGUAGGAGAGGACAACUGGCUCUCCUACAUAGAGGAGGCUGCACGCCACGCCACAGACCUGGAACAAAGCGUCAAUCUCGUCGAAAUAUACAAAAAGGCAGUGGGCGCAGAGCCUGGUAGCCUGAAAAUAUGGUUGGCGUACUGCCAGUACUUCUCGUCCCUCCGCGACGCCAGCGCCAGCGCCGAGACUAGCUGGUCUGACGAGGAAAAAGACAUAGGACAAGAAAUCUUCUCCCUCGAAGCGGAGCUCCAGCUGUGGCAGCUGGGAUACGACGCCGUCAAACUCCGCCUCGGCGAUAGUCAUUUGCUCUGGGACAAAAGAAUUGCUGUCGAGAAAGACGUACUUGCUACCACCAAACAGUCUCAAAUCGUUCAAAAAAUCGCGAACGAAUACAAACUCCGGCUCACAACUCCGCACCUCACAUGGGAUAAAACAUCACAGGCAUUCUCUAGCUUUCUCUCCGAGCACGACCAGAGCGCAUGGGAGAGCUCGAUGAAAGAAGUCACUUCAAGUGCUCAAAAGGCCAAGGCCAUCAUCACGGCCCGAGAUCCAUUUGAAACGCGACUGAAUCAAUCAAUCAGGCAAGGCGAGCUGGAUUCGCAACAAACGAUCAUGCUGGAAUACCUCGAAUGGGAGACGGCGCAAAGCUGGAAAGACCAGGACGACCCGCAGCUCGCAGCGGACAUUUGCUCUGCUCUCCACGAUAGAGCUCUCACAGGGACGUUCGCAUUCGACGAAGGAGUAUGGUAUGGCUAUAUAUCGUUCCUGUCAGCACGGCCCCAGCUUCAUCCCCCUGGAAAGCUGUUCGAUGCUGCACGCCGCGCUGUCCAGCAUUGUCCGUCCUCAGGCCGUCUCUGGGCCAGGUUUAUUCUUUGUGCCGAAGAGUCCAACUUCCCAUUUGAAGACAUUGAAUCGAUAAAAAAAUCAGCUACGGAGCAAAAAGAACUACGCUCCAAUGGCAUGGAUAACAUGAUUGAGAUGUAUCAGUCGUGGUGUGGAUAUGUCAAACGAACCGCCAUGAGUGCGACUGAAGGUGAUAAAAUCGUGGAAAUGGCCGAUGCUGCCAUUAAAACAUGCAUCGAAGAUAUCAGAGCAACAGGAAAAAAGUUGAUGCCGUUCCUCAAGCCCGAGCCCUGUGGAAGAAGCUGGCCAACGUGA
Molecule: messenger RNA, 1170 nt
Organism: Akanthomyces muscarius
Lineage: Eukaryota; Fungi; Ascomycota; Sordariomycetes; Hypocreales; Cordycipitaceae
Exons: 2
Coding region: 1-1170 (389 amino acids)
Molecular function (GO): protein binding
Source: RefSeq, a predicted model, not a curated record